This is a messenger RNA of Cornus florida, 510 nucleotides long. RefSeq names its product RING-H2 finger protein ATL51-like. The transcript has a single exon. The record is from RefSeq and is a predicted model, not a curated record. Lineage: Eukaryota; Viridiplantae; Streptophyta; Magnoliopsida; Cornales; Cornaceae. The coding region runs from base 1 to 510 and encodes 169 amino acids.
AUGACGAUCGACAUAUUUGUAUUUGUAAUCGGUAUUCUUGUUACGGUCUCUUUCUAUUUGAUCCACGCAUGUUGCAGUAGGCAAGCCGAAAACGAAGUGGUUGGGGAGGAAUCUGCUGGAAACUAUGCCAUUAAUAUUGUGGAUAUUGAAGGACAACUGAGAAGAGGAGGAGUUAAUCCCCCAAUCCACAGGAUUGCGAUAAUUAUUGAUCGUGUUUAUGGCGGCGGUGGUGGUGAUGAUGAUGAUGAUGAUGAUGAAGUGGAGCAGGAGAAGGUUUUGACAAGAGUGGAUGGCCUCCCGGAGAUGAAUUACAAAAGUUGCUCCUCGUGGAAAUCUAAUAAUGAUUGUGCCAUAUGUUUGGAGGACUUUAAAGAUGACGAGACGUGUCAAGUUCUUCCACUGUGCAACCAUGCUUUCCAUUCUCAUUGUAUUUGUCAAUGGUUUCAAACAAGCAAGGCCCUUUCGUGUCCGAUUUGUCGUAGGCCCUAUGAUAAUUCAUUCAAUGCGUAA